AUGGGAUACUUCACCAUCCGCCGUGUGGAUUCAUUCUGGGGUGGAAACUUCUCUGAUCAGACCAUUGAAAAGUUCCUGAUGCGGCAGCUGAAAACAUCUAGAGAUAUGACUCGUGGACGUGGAAUCACAGACACUUUCCUUGCCAACAGCAACAAUAAGAUGAGACUUAUACAAACUCUACGUGACAAAAUACGUACCGGUAUCGAGCAGACAGAAACGGAUGCCACUAACCUGAUUGUCUCUGCAGCACAAGCAGUAGCAGAGUCAGAACAGGUGCCCGUUGUUGUCGUUGAACCUCUGAGGACCCGUUUGGUUGGAGGAAUUAGUGGAUCCUUUGAAGGGAGAGUUGAGGUUUACUACCAAGGUGCAUGGGGUACAGUUUGUGACGACGGCUGGGAUUUAGAUGACGCCCACGUCGUUUGUCACACACUGGGAUAUCCACGUGCUUCGGCUUAUUACCACGGCGCAAACUUUGGCGAAGGCACAGGGGAAAUUAUCCUGGAUGAUGUGAAUUGCGAGGGAUCUGAGUCGAACAUCGCUUUCUGUCACCACAGAGGUUACCUUACUCACAACUGUGGGCAUGCUGCAGAUGCCGGGGUCACGUGUGUCGGCACCGUUCCUGUGCGUCUUGUUGACGGGGCUUCAGCCAAUGAAGGGCGAGUCGAGGUGAACUACCAAGGAUCAUGGGGUACAAUCUGUAAUGACUCGUGGGAUAUCAACGACGCUACCGUUGUUUGUCGAAUGCUGGGUUAUCCUGGAGUCUCUUCUGCAUUGGUGAGCUUCGGAGAAGCCACAGGUGAUAUCAUUCUCGACAACGUCGGAUGUGAUGGGUCAGAAACGCACAUCGCACAUUGCACACAUGACGGCUAUGAGAUUCAUAACUGUGGGCAUUCCGAAGACGUUGGUGUGGUUCGUUUGGUCGGUGGAAGAUCUGACAAAGAAGGCCGCGUUGAGAUUCUUUACCUUGGUACUUGGGGGACAGUGUGUGAUGACAACUGGGACCUAAAUGACGCCAACGUCGUUUGCAGAAUGCUCGGCUACGAACGGGCGGAGAACUUCUCCUGUUGCGCUGCCUUUGGACUAGGACCUGGGCCUAUUGUCCUUGAUGAAGUGGAAUGUGAGGAUGAUCUUCAGGUUCGUUUGGUCGGUGGAAGAUCUGACAAAGAAGGCCGCGUCGAGAUUCUAUACCUUGGUACUUGGGGGACAGUGUGUGAUGACAACUGGGACCUAAAUGACGCCAACGUCGUUUGCAGAAUGCUCGGUUACGAACGGGCGGAGAACUUCUCCUGCUGCGCCGCCUUUGGACUAGGACAAGGACCUAUUGUCCUUGAUGAAGUGAAAUGCGAGGGCACUGAACCAAACAUAGUCCAUUGUCGAAGAAGUGGCUAUGAAAACCAUGACUGUGAUCACUUGCAGGACGUUGGUGUCUCAUGCAUCGAAUAUGAAGUGGACCAGGAAUCAUCUACGAAAUUGACAACUGACGGCAGUAAAAUGGGUCAAUCCCGGCCUGCCAGACAUGACAUUGAUAGAUUAUGUCUCUAUGAAGAGAAUUAG
Molecule: messenger RNA, 1554 nt
Organism: Strongylocentrotus purpuratus (purple sea urchin)
Lineage: Eukaryota; Metazoa; Echinodermata; Echinoidea; Camarodonta; Strongylocentrotidae
Product: deleted in malignant brain tumors 1 protein
Exons: 8
Coding region: 1-1554 (517 amino acids)
Cellular component (GO): membrane
Source: RefSeq, a predicted model, not a curated record